Molecule: messenger RNA, 1323 nt
Organism: Bipolaris victoriae FI3
Lineage: Eukaryota; Fungi; Ascomycota; Dothideomycetes; Pleosporales; Pleosporaceae
Exons: 1
Coding region: 1-1323 (440 amino acids)
Cellular component (GO): U5 snRNP
Molecular function (GO): protein binding
Source: RefSeq, a predicted model, not a curated record
AUGGCUAGCUCAAGCGGCACCUACAACCCCGCGCGGCCAAAGCGUGCCGGCGAGCAAUUCACACGGACUCACCAUCUGGACAAGGACGAGCCAUCGACCAAGAAACCUCGCUUCGAUCCACGCAAUCCCUCAACGCUUGCCCCAGACGCUGACGACGACGAAGAUGACCCCGCAUUGGAAGCUGAUGUCAUAGGGAAAGGCGCAGGCAUCAAACGCAAUGCCGUCAAUAUUGAUGGUUACGACUCAGACAGCUCAACCGAGAACUUUGAUAUUCGCGCGGAGGCGAACCAUAAAAAGGAAAAACCUGCCAAAGACGACGAUGACGACGACGACAUGUUUGCAGACGAGCCAAAGGAGGACGAGCAGGAUGAGGAACUUGGAAAGGACCAGGGAAAAAAGAAGAAACUGCGCUUCUUGGACAAUGCCGAGAUUGAGGGACAAGAAGAAAGCAGCAAGUCUGGAGGUCACGUAGCGGUGGAUUUCACAAAAGGGGCCAAAGCGGCGACAGAUGAAGUGGAGAGCAGCAGCGACGAGGGCGACGACGAGGAGCGCGACAGGCUAGACUCUGACAUGGACGAGGAGCUUGGUGCGGGCAGCAAGAAAAAGCAUGCGCCCAAGCUGGAUGCCUUCAACAUGCGUGCAGAACAGGAAGAAGGUCGAUUUGACGAGGCGGGCAACUAUGUACGCAAGGCCUUUGACCCCGAUGCCGUUCAAGACUCGUGGUUGGAGGGCAUAUCCAAGAAGGAGAUGAAAAAAGCCAAAGAGGCACAGGACAAGAGAGAUGCCGAGCGAAAAGCUAAAGAGCGAGCCGAAGACUCGAUAGUGACCAGUGAAGUGCUAUCCACUCUCAUCUCACAUCUCGAAGUAGGAGAAACACCCAUGGAGGCCUUAGUGCGAUACGGCAAAGCGGUGCCCAAGAAACCGACCAACAACUGGGCCAAGAAGAAGAAGGCGCAGAGCAUGGAGGUGGAUACAGACCCAUCGCAGGAAGCAGCAGCAGCAAAAGCGAAGCAGGUCAUUGACUCGAUUACCGAGUGCGCAAGUCGCCUGUCGGACCGUGGUGUGGAGGACAUCUAUGAGCUGCCGCGUGAAUCCAUCAUGCGGCAGUACAAGCGCGAGACGGGAGAAGAUUGGAAGAAUCCCAAUCCAGAGCCAGUGCAAUGGGAGUUCCACUGGCUCAAUGCACCCGAGGGGGACAUUAACGGGCCCUACGACCAGGCAACCAUGCAGGCGUGGGAGGCUAGCGGGCAGUUUGCAGCAGGUGCCGAGUUCCGUCGAGUGGGUGAGAGCGAAUGGUCGCGACUGCUUGACUUUGACGAUUGA